AUCUAGUGAGUAGUGUCUUCUAAUAAACCUCAGUAAUAUUAAUUAAAUAAGUUAAAAUAAAGUAGCAUGAAUCGCUACCGCUUGCAGUUGCAGUAUGUUUUGCGAAUUGUUUAGUGUGUAUCUUGAGCCUGACGGCAUUGUAUUUUGCCUGGGAUUGAAUGGUGCAGCUUUUUGAACUCCCGAGUGCUAUUAUUAUUUUUUUGGUUUAUCCUAUAGUUUAUAAUAAUAAAGCUGUAUAUUGUGUAUAUAUAAAGUACUAUUAAGUGGGUGCAAAUUGUGAGUUCACUGUGCAGUAUCGUUGCGUGCUUUUUUUCUGUUUCUUCGAGGAUUCAGUCUCAUCCCAUCCAAACCCCGAGCAGAACUAUAUGCAAUCAUGACAGGAAUCUCAGCAGAACCUCAUCGCAUUGUGAUACCGUUCCGGAGCCACGUUCCUCUAGAAUACUCUCGCGUCAAUUAAACCAAAGCCCAGCCCUCAGAGGGCCAUAUAUUUGUAGCCAAAGUUAGUGUAAGAUGUCCAACAUGCCGAUAUACAGCCAGGUGGCGCCGAAGAUGCCGAAGAAGAAGCCGCCGAAGGAGAAGACGAGAGAGUUCGACCCGCUCAACUACAACCACGGCGGGAACGUUCAGCUGCUGAACGCACCGGCGGAGAACAGAGUUGAGAAGCUGGAGCGGCGGGAAGCGAGGCGCAAGGAGGAAGCGAAGCGGCGGACGCAGCGGAGCGAAGCCAACGAGGGGAAGGUGGAGGCUUAUCUGAGGCAGAACCAGGUCAGCAUGAGGCAGCAGCAGCAUCGAGUGUCCGCCGUGCGGCAGGCGGAGCACCGGGUCAACUUGAGGUCGCUGCCCCUUCACGAAGUGUCCGCCCGUGUUCACGAUCGAACGCCGACUGAGCGACACCGCGGCUUCCCCGGCGACAGAGAAGCGCGGGAAACUAGGAGAGAGCGGGACAGGGACAGGGAGAGAGACCGGGAUAGAGAUAAUUUCGAUUUCGACGGCAUCCCCCUCAGUCCGAGCGCGGCCCGGCUCGAGCGCGAGUCGUCCCGUCCCGUUCGCAAGUCGUCGUCUGCGCAGCGAGUGAGUGAGACGGCGAUAUCGUCGGAGCAGCGCCGCUUCUUCUGCCGCGAGUGGGUGUUCCAGAAGAUCGCCUACUGUCUGGAGCAGCGCGCCACCAGCAAGACCUGCGGUGCCUUCAUACUGGGUAACGCCGGCAGCGGCAAGACGGCGCUAUGCCGCGAGCUGUCUCAGCCGGGCCAGGGAGCGCAGGCCAGACAGGCGCGGGCUCUCAACCGCCGGCUCCUGGCGAGGCACUUCCUCCAGGGUCCUGGUGACAGCAGUGAGCGGGCCGGAGAGUUCAUCAGGUCGCUGGCGAUGCAGAUAUUGAGUAACUCAUCGCACGCCAGACACUGCGACAGGGAGCACUCGCCCAGAGGUGACCACCUGCAGCCCAGCAACAGGAACAACUCCGAAGAGAACCUGAUACAACGGCUCCGGGACAUGGGAGACGAUGGGGAGGACUGCGCUAAGCCGUUGCUGGCAGAUAGCGAAGAUCGGACGGAUGAAGACGAAGGCGGCUCUAACCGGCGCCGAACAAUAGACCGGCUACACGAGAGAGACACCUAUAUGGACUGUAUGGCCGACCCGCCCGAUGUGCCGGAAAUACUGCCGCGGAACAGCACGAUACCGACAAACCCGUUCAUUGGCGAAGACCAAGAUCACUACGAGAACCACGAAAACCUCUUCCUGAGAAAUAUAUCCCAAAGACAGUCGAAGGAACUCAGGAACUCUCGACUCUUACGUCAGAGCUCCGAACCGCUGACGGAAAAGAAACAGUCGCAGCUACUGAAAAGUCACUCGACGGAUGUAGAUGAUAAGAGUAGCCCGCCAAAAUCUCGGAUACCUGUCGCCAACUUCCGGUAUCCCAACAAGAGUGAGCUGAAGACCUCGGCGGAGAGUUCGCCGAAGAAAGACCGAGAGGAACUGCCGGAGUAUCAGAAUAUAGUCAACCCGGUUAAGGACGACGCGCAGACAGAUAUGGAGAAGUUGUUGGAGAAGAAGCGCGCUGAAGUGGAGAAAAACCCACCGCCGAUACCGACGCUGCCGAUCAGUCCAAGAACCCUGAUAGCCAACGCGUACUACGAGAAGCUACUCGGCGACCCCGAGGUCCAGCAGGCGCUGCUUCCUUCCAGCGUGGAGAGCAACCCGGACGAGAGCUUCAAGCGCGCCAUCCUGUUCCCGCUGCUCGAGAUAGACCCGCCCAAGCAGUGCCUGUUCCUGCUCAUCGACGCCAUCGACGAGGGCCUCAAGAAUGGUAAAACAGAGAACGACUGCUCAGUGGUGGGUCUGUUGUCGCGACACCAACACCUGCUGCCGCACUGGCUGCUGCUGGUCGCCACGGCCCGGUGGAGCUCCUCUCUCGCCGCCAUGUUCACAGGGUUUCGCAAGAUAACGCUGGACGAGUUGACACGAGCACACGUGUCAUCGGACGUGCAGAGAUAUGUGCUGUCCAGGCUGGAUACGGAACCCAGGUUACGUGCCCGAGUGUCGAGUGACUCGGCGGCCGCGGCGUUGGCAGCGGCGGCACUCGACCAUCUCAGGAUAAAGAGUGAUGGCUGUCUGCUCUAUCUGGAGAAGGUGCUGGACGGAGUGGCGGAUGGGUUUAUUGCGCUGCGUGAGAUCCGAGAGAUCCCUGGCACUCUCAACGGCCUUUACCUGUGGCUGGCGCAGCGGCUGUUUCAUGGCCGAAGGUUCACCAAGUGCCUCAGGUGCGCCUUCUGCUGGAUGUUCUGCUGGCGGCGCGGUGUGGCGUCACCGAGGAGAUGCUGUACAAGUGCCUGCUGACCAAGGAGUACAGUGUCACGCGCGAGGACUUCAACCGAAGGCUGCAUCUGUUAAGGCGGAUACUGGUGAUGGACCGCUCGACCGGUUACCUGUCCAUCUUCCACCACUCGUUCGCGGCCUGGCUGCUGGACGUGAAGCACUGCACGCGCCGGUACCUGUGCAGCGUGACGGACGGACACGCCGCUCUGGCCAUG
Leptidea sinapis is the source of this 3029-nucleotide messenger RNA. RefSeq lists its product as uncharacterized. Bases 511 to 2835 code for a protein of 774 amino acids. The record is from RefSeq and is a predicted model, not a curated record. The transcript has 16 exons. NCBI's taxonomy places the organism in Eukaryota, Metazoa, Arthropoda, Insecta, Lepidoptera, Pieridae.